This is a messenger RNA of Oryzias melastigma (Indian medaka), 1829 nucleotides long. It is a transcript of the gene chrm4b, whose product is annotated as cholinergic receptor, muscarinic 4b. The transcript is spliced from 3 exons. Gene Ontology annotation, cellular component: synapse; plasma membrane; dendrite. Bases 136 to 1380 code for a protein of 414 amino acids. The record is from RefSeq and is a predicted model, not a curated record. NCBI's taxonomy places the organism in Eukaryota, Metazoa, Chordata, Actinopteri, Beloniformes, Adrianichthyidae. Gene Ontology annotation, molecular function: G protein-coupled serotonin receptor activity; G protein-coupled acetylcholine receptor activity. Gene Ontology annotation, biological process: adenylate cyclase-inhibiting G protein-coupled acetylcholine receptor signaling pathway; chemical synaptic transmission; G protein-coupled receptor signaling pathway, coupled to cyclic nucleotide second messenger.
CACUGCUGAAGAGGCUCAAGGCGGAGCGAAUGAGGAUGAUGACGAGUGAGGCCUUCCUCAGCGCCAUAUAAACGACCGAAGCAACAGAUGACGAUGAUAAUGAUGAAGUCGUGAAGCUGCAGAAUCGAAGGAAACAUGAGCCUGACUCUAGAUCUGGACCUGAACACCUCAGCUUGGCCCAGUUCCUGCACCAACGUUUCGAGCCAGCCUGACGUCAGAAGAACACACCUGAGCACAGCUCAGCAGGUCCUCGUCGUCAUGGUAACCGCCUCCCUCAGUGUGGUCACCGUCCUGGGAAACUUGCUGGUCAUCCUGUCGGUGAAAGUGAACAGCUGCCUGCGGACGGUCAACAACUACUUUCUGCUGAGCUUGGCAGCGGCCGACCUGAUUGUAGGUCUACUGUCCAUGAACCUAUACACGCUGUACCGGGUUCGGGGGCGAUGGCCCCUGGGGGCCGCCCUCUGCGACACCUGGCUUGUUCUGGACUAUGUAGUGAGCAGUGCUUCCGUGAUGAACCUCCUGCUCAUCAGUUUGGACCGGUAUCUCUGCAUGACACGACUGCAAAGGUACUCUGCGUGGAGGACAAGAAAGAUGGCUGGCCUGAUGAUCGGCGCCGCCUGGCUACUGGCUUUCCUGCUGUGGGCCCCCGCCAUCCUUUGCUGGCAGUCAGCUGGUAGCAGACGCGUGGUCCCAGACGGCCAGUGUUACAUCCAGCUGCUGGCCAGCCCGGCAGUGACUCUGGGGACUUCGCUUCCUUCCUUUUACCUGCCGGCUUUCAUCAUGAUCGUGUUGUACGGGCGCCUGUCAGCUGCCAGUCAUGCACGUUUGAGCGCGCUCCAGGUGGAGCAGGCCACGCCCAGCACACCUCGCUUCUUCUUCCAAGACUUUCUCCUCAAACGUCACAGUUCUGUAACCAGCGACCAAGACUUAGAGUCAUCGGUGAAGCGGAACAACAGCAUCCACAAGGAGAUCAGAAGGUCUGUGGAGAUGGAGGGCUGGAGACAUGUGGUUGUGGAUGACGAAUCCACCAACAACGAGACAGAUCUACUAUCGAGAAAAGACCACCACUGGCGGGCCUCAGAGGCGCUCUCCACCUUCAGGUGUCAGGAGAGAAGGAGGCAGCGGGUCAUGGCGAGAGAGAGGAGAGUCACCAAAACCAUCCUGGCCAUCCUGCUGGCUUUCAUCUUCACCUGGACGCCGUACAACAUCAUGGCCGUCGUCGCCACCUUCUGUCACAUCUGCAUCCCGGACGUGCUGUGGAGCCUGGGUUACUGGCUGUGCUACGUCAACAGCGCCAUCAACCCCGGCUGCUAUGCUCUGUGCAACGUCACCUUCAGGAGGACCUUCUGCAGCCUGCUGCACUGCAGGAAGCUUUACUGACAAUGACAUAAUGGCUGUUUAUUAUUCAGGUGAACUUAAACCUGAGUUCAGUGAGCUUUAAUAGUGUCUUCAAAUAAAUGUUUUUGAAUAUACAAAUUCAAAAAAACUGUCCUUUUCUAGGACAUAUUUUCUGCAGCGCAGCAGGAGUUCAUUAGAAAUUCAUCUCUGAGUUGUUGGUGAGACUGUUGACGUGGUGCAACUCUGCCCCUCUUCCCUUCCCCAUUGAUGAAAGUCUGAUCCAGAUGCCAGCUGGGACAAGGAAAACAAAGACAUACAUGGAUCUAGGCGUCUACAUGUAGAUGCAGCAGAAAUGAACGCUUUUCCAACACCCUAUUUUUGUCUUCUCGUGAUUUACAUCAAUUUGAAUCAAGAAAUACCCGGAAAUGCAAUUUUAUACUUCAUUUUCUUAAUAUAUGUCCUCCAUUAUCAAAAAAAACAAAACAAAAAAA